CACACCACAGAACCAUUCAUCUGACUAGAAUCUUGUUGAACCUGACAGAAAAAGCAACGACGUGGCGAGGUGAACACAAUAGCACCUGCUGUAUACGUAAUUCACUAAGGCACUAUUUCGCCUUAGCUUCUACAAUUCUGGGAUAUGGCCGAUUUUGGCCACACAACAAGAUCACUUUCACCAGUCGACUACAAUCACAGCGACUCGCGAACCACGUCGCUCUUUUUCCCUGGAAAUCUCAAGGAAGAACAUCCUGACAGCAAAAAUAUUAAAAACGGAUCGUGUGAAGACUGUUUAGACGAUUCACCGAAAUCUAAAGUAAUUUCAACACAGGGAAAUACUGCCUUGGAGCAGACUAAACUAAACUUUACGAGAGACCCAGAGAACUCCAUGUUUCACGAUUUUACGACGUCGACCACGUUUUGGUCACCAACGAGCGUGGAAGAUGUUUUUGUACAGCCCGCAAUUCCUCAGCCGGUCAACGGCAUUCAUUUGCCUUCAAACUCUCCAGUAAUAACACAGCCAAGAAGAAUAAGCGGACCGACUAAUAUUACAACGACAAUGAGCCAUCAGCCUCGAAGACCGAUUCAUCACAGCUCUACACCGUUUAUAACACAAAGCAAAUCUAUGCCAACUAUAACAAGUUUAGGAGGAUGGAAUCAACAAACUCCUCAAUCUAUUUCAGGCUGGCCGUCACAGCAACACAACCACAAUUCAUGGGGAAGUCGCCAUUCAAACCAUACAAUGAACGCCAUAAAUUUCCCUAAUGGUCGAAGCUCCCGGCCAUCUUCGUUAACGCUGCCGAAUUCUUCUCGGAUAAGAAAUAACCGGCCACACCAUCCUUUCGCUCAAGUCUCAAGGUCGGCGAUAUCUACACAAAGCAUAACGCAAGGAUUACAAAGCCUAAGUUUGAGCAGACAGCCUGUGGACGGGACAAUUUUAGACGAUAUUCCAAGCCUUGGAAACUCACAUGGCCAAAGCAGUGAACUCUCUAACUCGCUUUACUCUUACCAGGUAAAAAUGAAUAUUUCAUAAAACAACCAAAGAUACGCUUUACUUGAAAACUAUUUUUCAAGAAACGGUGGCACAAAAGAACAGCUAUAACAAUUUCCCAUUUCUUUAAAAAAACCUCAGUUUUUGAAGUGUAUUUUAUCUCUUUGUGCCAAAUUGGCCAGAAUUGUCCAAGAAAUAUCUAGAGACUCUUUUUUCCUGUCUCCUUUUUUCUUUUUCUGCGAAAUAAAUUAUAUUUUCUGCCUUGAAAACGUUCAGGACCGAGGUAACUUAAAACGAUGAAGAGAGUGAAAAUAUGGAUUCGUCAUAAGUAAUGUUUCUCCCCGUCCUUUCACAGAUACCAUACAUAAAUUAAUGACGGAAAAAUGGGCCACAAUGUACAGCUGCUUCUAAAUUGAGGCUUAAUAAAACUGGAAAUUUGGGGAAAAUAUUUAUAUCGUAUACUUCUAUCGCUAACACAUGUUGUCUGUUUCCUUUAACAUUCAGGAUUCAAUGAAAUUCCCGUCGCUGGAGACACGUCUGCUCGAUAUAAUUCGUUCCCCGUCGGAUCCGCCUGAUAAUUUAAGCGGUUAGUAUGAUCUUUUCUUACAAAAUGAAACGCACAAACGCACUGCCUUUCUGUAGUACUGACAUGGCACUGGCUGGCAAAGUAACUUGACCAUUGUGAGAUCGCUGGUACUUUACCACGCCAAAACAAGUAAAUUUUGUUUUUCAGAACCUUCGACUGCUUUAUGCAAAUAUAAACCACUUUUUAAAGAUCCUUUCUCUUUGGACAGUUUCUAGGGGAAAUUUUACAAUUUGAAAGUUAUGCAUUUUUUCCCUUCUUGAAUUUCCUAUCUUGGUAAGAAAAGAUGCACUGAAUCUGAGAUCUCCUCGUCGUUUCUUGCUUCCGUAUUAGGUGUUUGAAAAUGUAAUACUUAGCUAGUAAGCUUAUGGCAAAAAAGUUGCAUUCAUUCAGGUUGUUAUACCAAUCACCUGUAUUGUCGGCCGUAGCCUUUAAAUUUUUAAUAAGCUUGCCAAAAUGGCUAGAAGCAAGAAUAUUUUACUCGAUUUCAACAGAGUUUUCGAUCGUAUCACUUUUCGACUUUAAGAUCUACGUACCCAUUUGGGGAAAAUGUGGACUACACCUUACAGGAAAUGAAAGCCUCGCUAACUGGCGAUCAUCGUAAUACCCGAAGGAGGAGGUUUUACUAUUUGUUUGGGUUAAAUAGAAAACCACAAAAAUUACGGGGUGAUGCAUCGUUUCGUUAAGCCUUACAAUAAACGAGGUCAAUUUUAUAAGUUAUCAGUAAACGUACAAAUCUGUUACUCUUCUUUCUAAGUGUGCCUUCGAAACAACACAUUCGGCCCUUCUUUUGUUGUAUUUUUUUCUUGAGUUUUUGGAGCGCCAUGAAGGCAGUAAUUAUAAAGUGCUGGGGUUUUGUAAAUGCUGAAAAAUUCAAGAGAGUAAUCCAAGAAAUUUUUUUACUCUCUUAAAGUCGCUUUUCUUGUGAUUUAGAUCAAAACGUUUAUAACCUGUAUGGUUUACACUCCUACAUAUUGCUUCUGACGUAAAGAAUGAAAAACCUAUUUGCCAAGCGUGAUUUUAAAUAUACCGGAUUUAGGUCGAUAUCUUGGUGUAGGGAAUUUAAUUCUUUUUCUUUUUCUGUUCUUCUAGUUUAGCCUCAUAAAAAAUUACAACAAAAAUCGCAAUUUGCAGGUUAUGAUCGCAUCGCAGCGAAUAUAUUAUCGAUGAAGAAUCACUGAAAACAAAGAGCCGCCCCUGCGAUACUCUAAUCUAUAGGAUUGAGUAUUCAGACAAAAAAUUUAAAAAUCGUUCUAGCCUUUCUAUGCUAGAAGAAAAUAUUAAAUGCUUCCUUUCCUCUCUGAAUCGUUGUCAAAAACCUAACAUUUUAUGGUUUUUGGAGAUUUUCACUAUAUUCAUACUCUUUGAAUUCACUUCAUUGAUCUUUUCGCUCAGUCAUGACACGAAAAAGCUCGGGUUUUUUUUAUCAAAAAUUAGAACCUUAUCGUGUGUUAUAAACAAUUCUUCUAUUCCUAAGCCAAUACAUAGACAGUAGAAAUGGAGAGUCAAGUUUUAAAUAAAGAGAAAAUUUUUUAUCAUUUUUAUCACAAAAAUAGAGUAUAAUAGAAUAACACUCUGAACAGAAGCAAUAGUUACCACGGAUAGUUAAGUGGCCAUUGGAGAAAUGCAACCACUUGAUGAGAGUUUCUUCCCUUGUUUUAUUUUCUACAUUCACUCCUUACGUUUGAAGCCAAACUACUGCCUUUUUAAACCAAGCAUAGCACAAAAACCGUAAUUUUUGAUUGAUUUUCAUUCAGUCUAGCCUACUUGCGGUGGUCUUAAUACUAUAUAUCCUGCCUUAACAAACAGCUGGAACGGAUGAAAAAAAAUAGAAAAUGUGAAAAGAAACCACUUGGUUAUGUCGGCAAAUGCGACAAAAAACCUUCAGUGAGUUUGUUUCAACAGGAGAAAAUAGCAAUAUGCUUUCUUAAAGUGUGGAAACCUAAAAAAAGGUCAAUAAAACAAGAUUUUACAACGCCAACGCAAAAGCGCUAGCGAAGAAAGAGCGAACACUGAUUAAUAUCUAGUGAUCUAUUUUUCCUUCCAUUUUCGCCAUUUAGUUCAAAGUCAACGGAUGAAAAUCAUAUAUAAAACAAAAUUGAGUUUCAGCAAAUUUGGUGAACUGCAAGAUUUUAUAGGUUUAUAAGAAAGAGACGAUUUUUUUAAAUGUACAAACAAGAUAGCAUACAGAUUGAUAUGCGAGAAGCUGUUAGGUAUUACCAGGGGGCUAUACUCGUUUUCUUUUUUAUUUUUUUUUUCUUCCAAGCAACGAUUUUGGAGUGAAAAAACUCAGGAGUCACCCUGAGGAAUUCUAAACUUUCAUUAACAACAAGCAAAACUUCGAUAGAAUCUAAACUACUGGAAUUGGAUGGGUCAGCUGUCCUAAGAUGAACGAAUACAAAAAUUUAGUAUUCAGAGUGACAAGCUGUUCGUUUGGUUCGUUCCCUGAGAGCAGGCGAUGUUUGUAUAACUUAGGGCCUUGUUUUGGAUAUUGUUUCAGUUAUUUCCAAGUGAAAGGUACAUUUAAUGCCAGUGCAUGGGAGAAAAUCGUUGCGUUUGUCUACUACGAAAAUUACGCUGCUAAGUAAAAACACUGUUCGAAUGAAGAAAGAGUUUCAUGCCCUUUUUGAGUAAAAUUUUUGCUACGAUUCAUUUUAAGCGGCACUCUAAUGAGACAAGUGCCCAUGAAGAUAGACACUGUCUUCGUAUUUUGCUGUAUUUUAGUUUUUGUUGAGCCACUGCCAUGAGAUCUUCUCUGGGGAUAAAAAGCUUUUCCGAUACCGCAGAAAACAACAGCUGCAGCCAUGAAUAUUCCAAAUAAACAUGUCAACAUUGAUGUUUAUUUGGAAUUGAGUUAAAAACUCGCCGCUCUGGUUGGUCAAAAAGGAAAUUGACCAAGAGGAUGAGACCUUAGCAAAGUGAAAAUAUUAGCAUUUCUUGGCCGUCAGUCAAACUGAUUCAGAAUUAAGCUGAAUAUCUUGAGGCAUUGUUUUGAGGAAAAAUACAUCUAAUGCCGUUUAGAAAACCGAGUUUUUAACUCCUGCUGAUAUGUGUUUUUCCAAAUAUUUUCCUACAAGUGUUUGACGAUUUUCUUUUUCUGGAUCCAACGAAAUUUUGCUGUUGAUUUGUGUUACAAAAACUAAAAAGUGUACAAGUGUUUUUCGAUUCGGUCAGUACAAUAAAGGCUCUCCAAUGUAAAUUCAUCUCAAUAAUUAAGUUGGAUUGCAACCGCGUCGACAAAACAGUAAAUUGCAAAUGUGCGAAAUUUUCCUUAAAAAUUCAAAAGGAAUAUGACAGUUUAGAAAGCCUUGCAUUAGCUACAAUCUACCUCUUCAGAUUCUCUUUAAAAAAUUUUGAUAGGCCUUAAAAUCACCUUCUAAAAGCGUCCAUUUAGAACUGACCCAAGCCGUGAAAAUUCAUUUUUGUUUCCCCAGUCAGGGUGGAAUUAAAAUAGGUUACCUAAUUUUUUCCCAGACAGUGUUUUUCAAAGUAAUCAACGAUGCAUUGUUUGAAAAAAGCAUUUCUUUUUAUUCCAUCUGGGUAUAGCUAAACGAUUUCAAAGCAAAUCGCCUCGAGAAAAGGGACUCAAUGAAAUUGGCGAUAGCCAAUAUUCACACCUUCUAAGUACAAAAGGAAGGAGCCCGUUUAUGUCGUAGGCAAACUUGCUUUCAGAAAAAAAAACGGUUGAGCGUAAAAAGAUACUAAUUUUUGAACUUUUAAGGUCAAAACAACCACCCUAAGUCACAAUAUUUAUAUUUUGCAAAGUACAGGAAAUAUUUCUUUGUUGCGGAUAAUACAGGAAAAGAGAAAUCCAAAUAUAAGUAAUCGUCGUCUAGGAAAUUUAUCGUCUCGGGGCUUUCAGGCAAGAAAGGGGCCAAUAAUUCGUCAUGUAGAUAACACUACAUUUUUUUCUGUUUUAGCCCUGACAUAAAAGGUUUGCUCAUCCAAUCCCUACUACUUGAGGAGUAAACAAAAAAUAUUGCAUUCAAAAUUAUUUCUUGUCAGGAAAUUCAGUGAGCUGAUUUCUAAAAAGCUCACUUCAUUCAAUAAUUUGACGCUUUCAUAUCCUUUUCUCCAUUGCUGAUAAGUAUAAGACUAGUCUGCAUCAAUUAAUGUGGUUUUGUAGCAACAAUGAUCGUUUUAGUCACCGUAAAAAUUAAAAAGUUAAAGGCUGUACACUCUGAAUAACACUGUUACAGCUUAUUGGACAGUGAGUCCGACAGCACGUUUUCAUGAUUUAUGAGCCGGAGGUAUAGGUCGUACUUAGCAUUUUGUCUGCUAAGGUGAUCAAAUGAAUGUUAAUUUACCGGACAUUAAAAGAAAAUCUGCCCUAUUACACAGAACAGGCGAUGAAAGUUACAGCUGACGUUCACUUUACAUGCAAAGUGAAACCGAAAUUAAGUGCUCUCGAUAAAAAUUUCUUUAAAAUACAAUCGCUGAAAACUGUCAGAGAUCGUAAAGACAAACUUUUGGGAGUAGUGUGAAACUAACUUUGCACUCUUCGCGAGUAAUCAUAAAAUUUCGCAGUUUUUUGACAUAUUUAUUUGAUCUUCCAGGAAGAAAAAAUGAUUGUUACUUCGAUAGAAGUAAUUUGAUAGCAUAUUUCUUAGUGAAUUUUAAAAUAAAAUUUUGCUUAAAGUUAAAUAGCUUGUAUCGUUUUCACUUCUUAGUGCACACACACCGAAAAAAAAGGUAAACAUCGAAUGGCGCUUUUAGCUACUAUUUUCCCCAGUUAAGUAUAAAAAAUGAUUCUUUUUUCUUAGAACUUGACCAGUGAAAUGGCAGUUAAAAGCGUCGAAAGCACGAAAAUAUUGUCUUGGAGGUAAUCUUUCGCAACACUUCUUUAAGUUUAAACAUUUCCGCCAAAUUCGUCUACAGUCUAUCUACUACAUUGUUCACCAACCGCUUUGCAAUAUUAUUUGCACUUUUAAAUUUUAAUGCCAGCAAUUUUCAAUGCAGACAAUUUUUUACCAUGCUGUGAAAUGUCGUCCAUUAAGGAGCAGUAAUACCUGUAAUAAGGAAAUCAAAAGAUCCUCAGUGCUCAAAAGGUAAUAUUUUUUCAGGAAGGAAAGCUUUGUGGUGGGUAAAAAUCGCCUAAAAUGACGGAAUUUUCACGCCGCUAUUAGUGACAAUGGGUUGAAACGUCUUCCCAGCUAUUACGAUCAAAAAGGCUCAAAACAACAGACGAACAAGUAAGAAAUACAAGCAGGAAGACAUAACAUCCUAUUAUGUUUUGGGUUUACUUCCAGAAAAGUAAGUCUGAAAUAUUUUUGAAGAAAUUUGAAGAAUCACUGAUUCUUCAAAUCUUUUAAAAAAGUCAAGUAAACAAAAAAACAGAAAUACAAAAUGUAGAUAACAUGAGUGCACAAUACAAGCCAUAUUUUAUAUCAUACCAUGAAAAUAGACGCGGUGCAGUAAUAACAAUCUGUUAUCGUGAACUAUGCAUUGUAACGAAGGCUUUAUCGAAGAUUAAGUUUGGUCUCAUUUUUCCACUAAAGAAUUGAAUGAGGGCGUCAAUAUCAUCGGCUUCACAGUCCUUUAGUCACCUAAACCCCGCUAAACCUAUGCAGCAAGUUGCCAUGAAGGAAAAAUUCAAAGCUAUUAAUAAUGAGAAGUCGCCUUAGGCAGGAAAUUCUCCAGACAGACGAAUAUUGACAGCUGCGUAUGGUCUUGUGUGUCUCUUCGCCUCCUUUGUAUCUUCAGGGUUUUGGUAGAAUCCAUGUUUAGGUCUGGAGUUCCUUUGCUUGCCAUGCACGGCUUACAAACUAGAAAGUCAUAAAACAAAAAUUUUGCCAAAGUUCGAUUUGUGCUUGUUUCUCGCGAGAUCACAGUAACGUUUAUGUAAACAAAGGUCCUUGAGAUCGGCCUGAGUUUAUACUGAGAUUCGGAAUGCUUGAACUACAGUAAUAUUGUUAAGCAGGAUCCAGCGCUUUCAGGGUAUACGACAAAAGCUUUAUUUUAAAGAUGUGACGGCCACAAUAUACAGAUUUCACUCAAUAUUUUUCGCCAUUAGCAUAUUAACAAGCUUUUCUAAAACUUCAUGGAGAAAGAGGACAUUUCCUUCUAUUCAUUUCCUGGUUCUCGCAAUAAACUGCAUUUUUUCCAACAAUGACGUGCAACACGUGACCAUUCGAUCAGCCAAUGGCAUACACUUGCAUAGGCGUAACUAUAUUUUGCUUUACGUCUCGUAAGAAACAUCAAAUUAAAAAAACAAGGAACAAAUCGAGACAUUUCACAUUCCUUGAAUUCGCUCGAAAAAGUUUCCUCAGCUUGAACCAGAAAUCAGUAGAAGAAUUGCAAUCAAAUAUCAAGUAGCUAAUGCCGACAAUUACCUCUCGGUUUUAAAAGUCACCCGGUCACAGUAAGCUCAGAAAAAUAUACUGGAUUACGUAAUGAAAGGAAAUUCUAAUAAUGUGGCAUUUCUUAUGCAACAUUUUGAUCUCAGAAAGCAAUUCUUUUCCUUGGCAAAGAUACCAAUAUUCUGUCACAGACAUGCAGGACAAAUACAGAGAAUCGACAAAUUUUGACAAGUAAUCUAUCUGUCUGUGGGAAGUCAGGGAUAAUAACGUUCUUUUUUGAUUUCUAAUUUCAGCUUUCAAAUAUCAUCUACAGAAGAAAGGACUCUCCCACGCAGGCGGUAAAUAAACGUCAUAUUUCAUUUUUUAACAGCAAACAGAUUGGGAUACAAUACUUCAGCAUUCAGCAAUUCAUUAGGGCGCGUGAAAAUUGAAAGCCCACGCAGGGGGAAAAAACAAAAACAACAUAGUAAUAUUAUGAAUAGUUGCUGCACUAGGAUUAAUUCAGGAAGUAAGCAGUAAGAUAAUUGAUGGGAAAAACAUGACUAAAAUCGAUAUAACAACUUAGAAAGCAGGUUGCUGUAUUCUCGUACGUCGAUCCAAUCAGACCAACGAUUGGUUCAAUCGGCUUCCAAAUAAGGAGAUAAUAAAUUAAGACAUCUAUCAUUGUUAAACGAAGUUUCCACUUUUUUGACGUAGACAAAAUCGAAUGAAAGCUAUUGAUGGAAAAAAUCAUAAAGAAAAUCUUUCCUGUUUGUAAUUGGAUCGAUCGUUUUGAGCACUCUUUGGAAGUCUUAUAAGAUGAAACAAAAGCGUAAGUCUUUUCGUGAAAAGAUGAUGCGUAUUAAGGAACUAUCGCCCAUCGGCCAGUACACCUCAAGAAAAUUUUGCAUCUUCUUUCCCCAGCAAUAUGGUUUCUCUAUAUCAAGUGUUCUUUUGACAGUGACAGUUUUUUUUGGCCACGAAAUGUUAAAUUUAAAUAAUUUAUAGAAAAAAAAAAAGAAAAAUAGCAAAACAAAGCAAUCUUUAUACGUGGCAUUAUUAUUUACCCGUUUCCUAGGUUUUUAGCGAAAUUUUAUAGAUUUGGACAACAAAUAUGGAAAGGGAAAUUAAAAUAUUCUUAGAUUCCUGCUGGUCUAAAAAAUACCACUCAAAUCGUUGUAAAUUACUACAGCCGGUAAACAGUGAUCGAGAAAAUUAAUUUCAUGCUAAUGACUACUUUAUGAGAAAAUAAAGCUUCAUCUGCGCGCACGAAAGAAAACUUUGGCUAAAUAAGUGAUUCGCAUUUUUAAUGUGAUAAGAAAAAACACCGAGACAGAAAGUUAAUUUUUGUCUUAAAUUGCAAAAAUCGGCGUCGUUCCCUCUUGACUCGCUUUCAUUACCAAAGAAUCAACAUGACACCUUUUCGGAUGGCAGGAACGCCCCUUUACUAAUAGCUGGAGAAAUGAAGUAUUGAUCAGCCUCAUUAUACCUAAAACCAUUCGUUUCUUUCAGAAAUGAUUUUCAUUCAUGAAUUACUUAAAUAUAAACUUGCCAUGAAAUUUUUUUAAAAUUUGAGACUUCAAACGAAGGGUAAUGAUGAAAAAAACUCGUGUUUACUAUUUCAGUUGCUAAAUUCUUGCUCAUUCCCUAUCAUUCUUUAUGUUUUUUCUUUCGCCAAUUAUUUUCUGGUAGUGGCCUUUUGAUCUAUACCAACUGUUACCACCAGCCUGGUAUUACGAGUUUCUUGGCUGGUACGGCCAGCCGAGAUAUUAUUACUAAGUUACGGUAGUCUAGCUUUGGACUUCUCGUUUUUUGUUCUUGUUUUUUCAUCAUCUCAAGCAUACUAUAUUUCUGCCCUCUACAGAUCAAAUUGUCCCAUCAAUAUGGUCGUUGAACUGCUCCCCUACGUCGGAGCUUCCAGAUCACGUGGAACGAUAUUCAAGGAAAGUUUUUGUUGGGGGACUGCCUCCAGACAUCGAUGAAGGUUAGUUAAACAACUGGAUCUUGACUUCUGAAAUUCAGCAAGGCAAGACCAGCGUACAAAUGUUAGGGGUAGGGGAACAUGUUUAUAGUAGAGUAAAAACUAGUUGGAGUGUUUUUCUAAAGAUUUCGGUCAUUACUCACUUAGAGGAAAGAAUCUCUAAGUGUAUAAUAACAAAAACAACAGAAAACUUUUAUUUUCAAUUAGAUAAAAUCCUUAACGUAUUGGCUACUUGCCACGGAAGGGGCAUUAAAAAUUUACAAUAAAAAUUUUACAAUAAAGUUGUGAGUUGACAAUAUUACCAAACGGAAGUUUUUCUGUGGACUUGCGCUCAAGUACAUGAAAGAAUCUUCACUGUUUUCCAUUGCAAGUCUUUUUAUCUAGAGGAUGUCGACCCAAAUGAUUGCAGCUUUUACUAAUCUAAUCGGUCAUAACCAGUGGCGGAUCCAUGAGAGGCCCUCCCCCCCUUAUUUUUAGACCAAACUGGGGCUCGAGGGGCCGAAAUAAAAGUUUUUGAGACCUGGCCCCUUAUCUCAGGGUCUGGAUGACCCCCCCCCCCCGCCCUCCUUAUCUCAAGGUCUCGAUCCGCCCUCUGAUAACAUAAUUAACAACCAACAACUGUCAUCCAAUUUAAGUAACUAAACAAAACUGUUUUUUGGCAGAUGAAAUCCACGCCAGCUUUUGUCGUUUUGGAAGUUUAACCGUGGACUGGCCACACAAAGCUGAAAGCAAAUCCUACUUUCCACCAAAAGGUACAAAUAAUUUAUACAAUGUGCAUCUAAUAAUUCUACAUAGAGCGGUCUACAUAUACCUUACCUCUUCCAGCUUUUAACGCCAAAAAGAGUAUGCCACCCCUUUACGUUUACACGGUAAAGUUCGAUCAGAUUAACUCACUUAAAGCGGCCGUCUGCUUAGGAGACUCUUGAUGUGAAUGCGGUAACUCUGGUCUAUUUCUCAACUUGAGAAUCACAUCACGCAUUUCACUGGAUCAUUUUCAAAUUUGGUUUUUCUCUUUCUGGAUAUUUAAACAGAACACACUGUUUGAAAAAAAAAACAGACAAAAUUCUCAAACUUUAAUUGUAUGAAGGACACCAACCUAAUUUAGGCAUUUUUGGAUCGAAUGACAUCUCGACGACAUUUAAUAGUAAGCCUACUAAAAUACCCGAAGAACAAUGCAUUCAAACCCAGUCCUCCCUUAAGUUGAACAUGUUCUCCUUAACUUCUAACAUCCGAUUUCUUGCCUAUAGGUUAUGCAUUCUUGCUCUAUCUAGAGGAACAAUCGGUACAAAAGCUCAUUGACGCCUGUUUUCAACAAGAUGACAAGCUCUACUUAUGUGUAUCCAGCCCCACAAUCAAAGACAAACCAGUAAGUUUCUGUCCUUUGUUAUACUGGGGACGACGAAAGGACAGCAGUUUCGUCAAAGGAGGUUAAAAGACAUCUCAAUGAUACGUGUUUCAGGAGCGGUUCCUGGUGUUUGAAGUGGUCUUUUCGUUGUUUUAAUAAUAAUGACUUUAUUUCUAUAGCGCUCUUAUCCUAUGUUCAAGGCGUUUUUGAGUUGCAAUGACUGUUCAGCAAAAAGUUAGCUUAUGAUUUUAUUUCAUAUAUCCAAACCUAGUAGACCUGGGCCAACAAGGUGCUAGCCUAAGAAAACAUGCGACAUUUCGUGACGCUAUCGAUCCUACUACUGGCUUCCCCGCGAAACGACAGUUGAGGAACGAGUGCAGAAAUUCCAUACUGAUGACGUAUUACUACCGAAAUCCGAGAAGUGCUUUUGAUUAGUUGAAGCAAGUUUCCACCGGGGCUCGACCAAUUAGAAGUGCUAUCCAGAUCUGGGUAUAGUGACACGCUACCAGUAUGGAUUUUCUACUCUCGUCCCUCAGACGUCAUCUCGCGGGGAAAGCAGUGGUAGCGUCUCGAAAUGUCGCUGUUUUUUCAGGCUAACAAGAUGCACUGUCUGGUCAGACAGUCACCGAAAAAAACUCCAUGAAUCUCAUAGUUCUAUUUCGUGUUUCAGGUUCAGAUAAGACCAUGGAACCUGAAUGACUCCGACUUUGUUAUGGAUGGCUCGCAUCCUCUAGAUCCACGGAAGACAAUAUUUGUGGGUGGAGUUCCCCGUCCUCUGCGGGCGAUAGAACUAGCAAUGAUCAUGGAUAGACUGUAUGGUGGCGUGUGCUAUGCUGGAAUAGACGUAGAUCCUGAACUCAAGUAUCCUAAAGGUAAAUACUAACAUUUUCUUACAGGGAAUCGUGUAUAGAGCUUUUUAACUCACGUGGAUGACAAGGGAAUUUUUAUAUAAGAAAGACGUUUAGCUCCUGAAUGGUUUUCUUGGUACAGAAGUAUAGCCGCCGUUUCGACGUUUUGGAACACCAACGGGGCCGCCAACACGUCAUGUGAAAAUGGUUUAUUAAGUGGUAAUCGUUAGGGGAAUUGACCGUGGACACAGGUUUCAUCAGCUAACCGUAAAUCAAAUGCGUAGUAUCUUUGAUGCUAAUGUUUCAAAAGUAUCUUACGGAGGUAAUCAAUAAUUUUAUGAACCUUUUUGCAUUGAAGGUGCUGGUCGAGUUGCCUUCUCCAACCAACAAAGUUACAUCGCUGCAAUUAGUGCCAGAUUUGUGCAGCUUCAACACGGAGACAUCGACAAAAGAGUGAGUUGUGUAAUACUGCUUUGUUUCGUGAUCUAUGUGAGCUUGACAUGACGACUUGGUUGAUAAUUAUGAAGCUGAUGACGAUAUGAUAAUUUUAAAAAUAUGAUUAUGGUAACAGUGAUGAUGAUGGUAAUGACGAUGGUGAUGAGGAUAAUGAGGAUGACGACGACGGCGACAAUGAUAGUGAUGAGUAUGACGAUGAUAAUGUGAUUAAGAAAUACGAUUAUAGCGUUAGUGUGCUGUUAAUGACGAUGGUGAAGAUGAUGUUGAUGAAUAUGAUCGUGACAGAAUAAUAAUAUUAAUGAUCUUGACGAGGGCGAUGAUGACGACGAUGAUGAUAACACUGAUAAUGAUCUAAUGACGACAAUGAACGUAAACGAUGAUGAUGACGAUGACGAUGACGAUGACGAUGAUGAUGAUGACGAUGGCGAUGACGAUGGCGACGACGACGAUGAUGGUGAUGAUGAUGACGAUGAAGAUGACGACAGAGACGGAGGCGACGCGAUGAUGAUGAUGAUGGCGACAACGACGGAAUGAUAACGAUGAUGUUGUUGAUAAUGAUGAUAAUGAUGAUGAUGAUGAUGAUGAUGAUGGUGGUGGUGGUGGUGGUGGUGGUGGUGGUGAUGAUGAUGAUGAUGAUGAUGAUGAUGAUGAUGAUGAUGAUGGUUAUAUAGCAUUUGAUGUGUCUUUUUAGGUUGAAGUAAAACCGUAUGUGUUAGACGAUCAGCUGUGUGAUGAGUGUCACGGCGCACGAUGCGCGGGUAAAUUUGCGCCCUUCUUCUGCGCUAAUGUGACGUGCCUGCAAUAUUACUGUGAGCAGUGCUGGGCAAUCAUUCACUCCCGAGCAGGACGUGAAUUUCACAAGCCUCUGGUGAAAGAAGGCGCUGACCGGCCAAGAACUGUUCCAUUUCGAUGGUAGAUAAACCAGAUCAAUGGCUGCCAUGUCGGCUAAGUCCACCAAAGCUGAGUUGGUUUACAUUGUUUAGUUGACCACAUGGUCCUUAGCUUUUGCUUUUUCUUAGUUCCUCAGGUAGCAGUUAAAAUGACCUCAUGCCAAGCAUGUUAGUUGACCACCCAGUCAAAAGAGCUCUUAUUUUCAGUUGUUUCCUAGCUCACGUACCGAGCUUCCGUUAAAUUCGAUCUGCCCUGUAAUUUUGAUUUCCCCUUGCAUGAUUUGGUAGAUUGGAAGCGAAAGCAUCACAGUAAACAGCCGAUCAAUCGAAAUCGAGAGUUCAGGGCAAACCUAUCUUUACGAAUUAAUAUCAAUGUAUUGUUAUUGACAUUACUUUUAUCAUUAUCAAUAUUUCAUUAUUAUUAUUAAGGGUUUCUCUAAGAAAUUAACGGUAUAGCAAGAAUCCUGGAAUCAUAUUGCGCGAGUGCAACCAAAGCUGAAAGAUAAUAUCCAUAGGUUUAAUAGGGACUCUCGGGGUGCUAAAUGCAGAUAAUUCUGUCUACACUUAAAAAGUUUUAAUAAUGUGGAGCUUUAGACUGUAAAUGGGGAUUUUUAAAGCGUUUCAGCUGGUAACAGAGAUUUAAUUUUCCAUUCCAUCAUUAGUAUUAUCAGGCACUAUAGAAAUGUUAAUUUUUUUAGCAGACCGGCUGAUUAAAAAAAGAUAGAACAAGUAGAGUUAUUUAUCGAGGAAUUUUGACUACUGGAGAUUUAAUAUUUAAGGAAUUAGAGAAAUGCUGUUUAUAUUAUUACUAAAAUUGUACAUACCGGCUGGCCAGAAAAAGGCAAAUUUCAGCUAAGAACAUAAGUUAUAAAUUAAAGCAAGGAAUAUUCAUAAGGAGGGUACGAAAAGAUUUUCUCUGGAGUUUUAUUUUGUCGAGUGUAUCAAUGUUUACAAGUGCAUGGACUGAUAUUGUUGUGGCAGAAUUUGAAGAUUAACCGGCGGUGAUGAAAUGUUGAAAUCCAAAAUAUAGCCAACAACAAGCCAGAAAGACAGCAAAUCCAAUAAAAAUCCAUGUUUUGAUCGGAUAAUGAAAAGAAUUAAGGAAAUAAGUUCUUAAAGAAGAAAAUAUAUCGGAACAUGUCAAGCUUUAUAAUAAAAAAAUCCCGUUUCACAUGGCACAUUUUUUGUUCAAGUUGUUUCAAACAACGUGAAAUGAGACCUAAAAUGAAUGAUGGCUGGUUUUUCAAACUAUUUCGUCGUUGUUGACAAGCGAGUGCCACGCGGUGAGCUGCGAGAAAAAGUGAAACAAGGUAUCUACUUUGAAUCAUAAGGAUGAAAUUAACCAUAAACUUUUAUCUUUUGUUCAAGAGGUUAGAACUUUUUAUAGAUUUUGUAUUUACUGCAGAUAAUAUAUUACAUGAGUUUAAUUUUGGAAAUAUUUAGUUUUAGUAAGAUGAAUAUAUCUGUUUGUGGAAUAUCAGCAAAUUUGUGCAAUUUGCGAAUUUCUUGUUUGCGUGGCAGAUAAUCUUCUCAGAAAAUUCAAAAUGCAAUUUUAACUUUCAGAUAAUGGUUUAUUUUUCUAUUUUUUUCCAUAGGUUAUUCUAGUGUUCUAUGCACGAUAUUCUAGCAACCUCGUUCCCAGGACUGUUUGUCCAAGAGAAAAAAAAGAAUCCCUUAAUUUUGGAGGUCAGCGCAACCUACAGAUUAGUUAGUUAUCUGCUCCAGAGCAGAUUAGUGACUAAUUUGUAGGUUGCCCGUUCAAUGCAUGAUUUCCAAGAGCAACGUCAAACAAGUUUGUGCGACGGUGCAUUUGUAGUUAUUUUCUUCAAAGCAAUGUAUAAUAAAACAGUUUUUGGAUGAGAUUUUUGUGAUAUUUGAAAUAAUCGAGGACUCCGCAAGAGUUACCGGCCGAGGCUGAUAACAUUUACCUCGACCUUGAUUAUUCCGAGUAUCACAAAAAUCUCGUCUAAAAAUUGUUGCCUGAGGAGUCUGAACGUCAAGUUCUAAUUUCCAAGACUAUUUCUAGAUUAUCCGAUUCUUUGGAAAUAAACAUAUAACGGAACUCUUUUCCUGGUCAUUCACACCAUUUUGUUGUGUGUAUACCAAAACGUAGUUUCUGGAAAUGAAUUGUAAUACUGGGAAAUUAGUAUCAAUAUAGCCUGUCACAAGAAGAGAAUAAGAAUUUUGCUUACUAAUAUUGGGAUAAAACUUUAUUUUUGGAAGCCAGAAUGUUUUGACACGUUUCAAUUCAUACUUUUCACAAUGAUUUGAUAUCAUUUUUGAGAGUUCUUUUCACUUUUUGUAAUUGCAGUACAAAUGUCAUAUUGUUCUUUGUAACUAUCUUCCUGAAAGAACUAUCUGCCACAUAAACGAAAAAAUUCCAAGUCGUAACAUGUAAUUUAACGCAGGUUACAAAUUAUUUCCACCCGUGCAAAUGUACGGUAAUAUUUUUUUCACUUUAUUUAUGCAUUUUAAAGAAGUAUUCAUGAGUAUAAUUCAUGGAGUUAAAAAGGCAAACGAUUUAACACAGCUUUUGCCUCUUGCGUUAUAAUUUGAGGCAGCACCCCCUUCCCAUCCCCCGCCCCGCCCCGUUCAGAAAAACUUCUUUCUAAAAUAUAAUGCUGAUAUGAUUGUAAAAUAGUUGAAAUUUUCUUGAAAGGGAAAAAAAUCUCGAUCCUUUCCAUAAAUUACAAAUGAUUUCAGAAUCAAUUGUAUGUGAUGGAUAAAAACGUAAUUUUUAAAGCUGAACUUAAAAUGGUAAGGUCGUCUUUAUUGCAGAAUUUGACAGGUUAUAAAAGUAAUAACACGGGAAAAAGUCACCCGCAAUUUAUGCUUUUCUUGUUACUUCUUCAUAACGGUAACUUCACAGCUUAUUUUUAAUUUCAAUAUAAUUGUACUCCACAAGCGAGCUGAGUAUUGAGAGAUGGUUACCAAACCAGCACUCUUUGUAAAUGCCACUUUAUUUGAACCCCGGAAAACGCCGCAUGUAAUUGUUACAAGCAAAAGACUAAAUUAUAUCUUUGUAAUAAAACAGACCAAUGUCCUUUCAAAGAAAAGCCUUGGUAGGGUGAAUGGAUUAUUUUUUGCCUUCAACAUAGCAUUAUUUUUCUUGUACCUUAAUAUUAAUUCAAUCAUUCUAGAUUUGCGUUUAAUAUUCAGUCAUGUCGAUACGUGGUCACUGAUAUCUUCGAUAACUCAAAAAUAGGGUUUCGUGAUAUAGUAGGCUAGAACCAAAAAAUAUUCUGUUAUAAAAGAUACGAACAAAAGGACACCUGAAAACUAACUUACUUAGAUAGAUUCUAGAAAAAUAGUUUUCAUCUUAGUUAUUAUAAGUUACUUGUAAACAAAAAUUUGCAUGAUUUUCAAAGCUGCAUAUAUGUAAAUGGUAUUUUAUAAUUAAGACGACUGGUUAACAUAAGCUAACUGAAAAAACUACUAUCUAGGUAAAACAUUUCUCGACUUAGCAUUUGCUUUCAUGUUAUAUUUCUUGGUUUCGUUCAUCAUCUGCAGGGUGCCAAGCUAACCUCGAAAACACACAUCUAUGCCUGUUCAAACGCCUUGUACAGAGGGCUUAAAAGAACAUGUUAGUGCUGACUACCUCACAUGCACACAAAUGCGCUAUGUUGCUUCGUCGAGGGUCACCAAAAUUUGUUGUUUAGGAGGGGUAAACGGCCGAGUAACAAGCAUGAAUGUGUGUUUGACACCAUGACACGAAAAGCGUGGGUAAAUAUUUCGUGUCUAGAACCUCUCUGUAGCUUGAGAGUUUAAAAACACACUUAAAGUACAAGUUAAAAAUAUGGGCCAGUUAUUUAAACGGGGUUUAUAAUAACCAGUGUUUAACAAAACCGCGUUCAUUGCUAAGCCUUUUUAAGUUUGCCCAACUCUUUUAUCUUGACACCAUUUACUGUGAACAGCUUCAUGAAAGCAUAAAGAGUAGACUGGAAAAGCACUUAUUUUCUUAGAAUACCCGUACCUGGAGGUCCAGCGAUUUGCUAAACCGCGGACUAAGUUAGACUUCGUUUUAAUAACCGACCCAUAUAGGUAUUCACAGAGGUCUUGUCACGGAAUAACCUUAAACCAAGGAAAUCUCAGUUACUUGAAUAUAGUUUGUGUAGUGAUUAGGUUUGAUAAUAUUUUAAAGAAACUAAACUUUUAAAACAUAACUUAAUUUUCGAUAAACUCGAUAAAAUAGCACUUUAUAAUGUUCCUGAAUCAAAGUGAUGUUCACAAACUAAACCCAUGGUUCAGAAAAAGAAUUCCUUAUUUUCGUAUUAUUUUUUCCUUCCGUAAACUGGUUUAUGUUAAUCGAGUUGCUUUUAAAAGCGACAAAAGGAAAAAACAAAAAGACAGAAAUUUUAAGAUCAGGGUUUAAUCACAAGAUGUGGGAAGACAAGUCAGUGGAAGAGAAUUAUAAAGGAUUUUUGUUCACUUUUUUUACAACUAUUUUUCUUAGUUUCAGAAAAGACCGUUUCAUUGAUUUUGUUUUUAGAUUUUGCAUAUUUUAAUAACCUUUGGACGUAACCAUUUUAUGUACCACGAAAAACCCACAACUGUAUCACAAAAUCCAUUUCCAGAUAUUGACCACGAAGCGCAAUUUUAAAGACCAUAUUAUGAUGCAUGCUGGUUUUGUAACUGAUGUAUUUUCAAAACAUAUUUUGACCUCUGCAUUGUAGAUCUUACAGGAUUAAUAAUUAUUUUAAGAUCUCUUUAAUUUUGUAUUCAAACAUUUGUAGCAUGUAUUAAAGACCUCUUGUGUGCCAGGUAUCUGUAAAUGCAAUAAUUCUGCUACUGUGGCAUAAAGUAAUUUUUUAUAAUUGAAUAUUUUGGUUAUAUAUGGUUAAUAGUGGAAUAGUAAAUAUGAUCUUGAUAAUUAUUAUUCGUAGCUUGAGGCCUCUUUUGGCCCUCAAUACCUACUUUUUUAGUAUUUAGGGCAUUUAUGUGUUGCAGUUAUCGCAAUACCUUUUGCUUAAUCAUAAAGUUCAAAUAAAAUACUUCUUGUUUGUGUUUAAACUGGUGUUAAAUUUCUCUGGAC
Molecule: messenger RNA, 18406 nt
Organism: Porites lobata
Lineage: Eukaryota; Metazoa; Cnidaria; Anthozoa; Scleractinia; Poritidae
Source: the annotation of a GenBank genome assembly